Eleginops maclovinus (Patagonian blennie) is the source of this 4269-nucleotide messenger RNA. Its product is annotated as G-protein coupled receptor 22. Gene Ontology annotation, biological process: cellular response to hormone stimulus; G protein-coupled receptor signaling pathway. The transcript is spliced from 2 exons. Gene Ontology annotation, cellular component: plasma membrane. Gene Ontology annotation, molecular function: peptide binding; G protein-coupled receptor activity. NCBI's taxonomy places the organism in Eukaryota, Metazoa, Chordata, Actinopteri, Perciformes, Eleginopidae. The record is from RefSeq and is a predicted model, not a curated record. The coding region runs from base 518 to 2221 and encodes 567 amino acids.
GGGAUGGAGCGACUGCGCUCCAGCGAGCGGUUAGCGCAUUAUCAUGCGUUUGGCCGGUCCGUGUGUGGGAUGCUGUGCAAGUCUGCUGCAUAAAAGUGGACAGGUGAAGCGCCUGUUUGAGUGGGAAAUUUAAAGAAAACGCCCAAACAUUGUGAUAUUACCUGAUGUGUUGUGAGCCACUGCUGAGCUCUGCAUCUGCAGACGUGCAGGGUUCUCCCCCCCUCCCGCUGUAAUAUUUAUGACAAAACGGAGGCAAAUUAUUCUGGUCACGUUUUUGGCUGACAGCCGGCUGUCCUGGAGAGCUCUGGAGUGAAUCCGGGUCCAGUGUUGGAGAUAGCGCAGCGCACCGACACCUGCAGUAGGAUGUAAAGGGAAUUCCCACUCAGCAACCUGAAUCAACCACAGUUCUGGGCAUCAUCCUCAUCGCUGUCUCGUUUGAGCCAGAAGAAAAAGAAAGACGAGCAUGGUCUGGUGUGGGGGCCUCUGUUGCUAUGCGUGAGGGAGUGCUGUGGCGUCAAUGGAGACCGAAGGCUAUCGUGACCUCCUGGAGACCAGCGAUGGUCAGGGGGUAGGCCUGCUGGAUGUAGGGGGUGAGCUGGGGGUGGAGGAGGGCUGGAGCACGCCCUACCCCCUGGGCUUCCAGGUUUCUUUGACCACUGUGCUGCUGCUGGAGCUGGUGUUGGGCUUCAGCAGCAACCUGACGGUACUUGUGCUCUACUGUGCGCAGUCCAACCUGGUGGAUUCAGUCAGCAACCUUGUUACAGUCAACCUCCAUGUUUUGGACAUACUGGUCUGUCUGCUGUGUCUGCCACUGACUGUGGCUGUGAUCCUGCUACCAGCCAAUGAAAGUGGAGUUGGCAGCCUGGCCACACUGUGCUGCUUUCACGAAGCCUGUGUCACGUUCACCAGUGUAGCCACAGCAGUCAAUGUGCUGGUGAUCAGUCUGGACCGAUACGACAUCUCAGUGCGUCCAGCCAGUCGUCUGCUGACCCCCAGGCGUGCAGCUCUGCUCCUGGCAGCAGUAUGGGCUGUUUCCCUUGCUGUUUUCUUCCUGCCCUUCCUUGAGGGGGAUUUCUUCUCUUCGAUGGUUGAGGACAGUGAGGAUGAGGAGCCAAAAGGGCAGAACAAUGACUCUGAGUCCACCACUGGACUUACCAACAUUUUUUCCUCGCUUUCUCCUUAUUCCAUCUCACCUUCCUCCAUAUCUCCUUCCUCUUUUCCAUCAACGCAUCCUUCUUCCCCUUCACACCACCUGACUCCAGUAUGGCAGAACAGGACAUUGCUGUGCGUAGGAGGGCAGGGGUAUUACACAGGACUGGCUAUGUAUUACCACUUGUUACUCCAAGUGCCAUGCUUCUUCAUCGCCGUAGCUGUCAUGUUGUUUACCUACUCAAGGAUCCUGCAAGCUCUCAACAUUCGCAUAGGCUCCCACAUGAUGAGGGGUAAGCGAGCAAAGGACUCCACCUGCAGGAUCCGCUGCAGAAGGCGAAGAAAGAAAGACCUGAGUCUGCCAACAGAGGUAGUGUCCUCCAACCAGAACCAGAACCUAACCAAUCCAAACACCCCUACACCAACAUCGCCCCCGCCACUCCCCUCCAUGCCCCAGGGGAUUUCUGACAGUGGAGCAACAGUCACUACUGUCAGUACUGCUGCCACCACCCCCAUCGCCACUACACCGGCCAGUCUUGCUUCUCCACCUCCAGCUUCAGCCUCAUCCCAGACCCACGCCAACACACCACUGCCUGCCUCAACCAUGGGUGUACAGGCCUCGGUUUCUGCCAUCAUCGCCUUGAGGCGGGCAGUGCGCAGACACAGGGACCGUCGAGAACGUCAACGUCGCGUCCUUAAAAUGUCCCUACUCAUCAUAUCCAGCUUCAUGGGCUGCUGGGCCCCUCUCUCGGCAGUGAACGUCCUCAUCCUGUGUAUGGGACCCAGCGACAGCCUGGUGCGGCUGCGCCUCUGCUUCUUGGCAAUGGCUUAUGGAACCACUAUUUUUCAUCCUCUGCUCUACGCUUUCACCAGGCAGAAGCUGCGCCGGGCCCUCAAAACACGUGUAAAGAAAAGGGUAGUGUCCCUUCUGCAGGUGGACCCUGCUCCAAGCGGGGGGACAGUUAUUCAUAACUCCUGGGUGGAAGGUGGAGGCCAGAGGAAGAAUCGCAAGCCAAGAGGGGAGGCCAGUGAUUGCACUGAUCGAUGCCUCACAGAGGCAGUGAGGGAAUAAGGCUGGGGGGGGGGGGGGGGGUGUGUGUGUGUGUGUGUGUGUGUGUGUGUGUGUGUGUGUGUGUGUGUGUGUGUGUGUGUGUGUGUGUGUGUGUGUGUGUGUGUGUGUGUGUGUGUGUGUGUGUGUGUGUCUGUGUCUGUGUGGCAUUUGAAGAAUUGUAUGUGUCUUACCAAUUUGCUAGAGAUGUUGUGUGUGUAUCUGUGUGUAUAUUUGUUCAUGGGUAUGAGAAAUACCAGUUAGUUUACAAAGGUCAGGACAAAUCCCAUGACCACUGGUUCCAUGCAUAUGUGGAGACAGGUGAGCCACAAGCUUGUAUUAGAGCCUGCUUUCUGCUCUACUACAGAGGCCCUCAUUAGUCCACUUUCUGACUGACAAUGUGGCCCUUGUGUCUCCAUAACAACACCGGACAAAAAUGUUGACAACUUCAUAGUCCAGGCCAGUAAAACGACUAGUGUGCACGCUACUUGUAAGAUAAGGGUUAGAAAACAGCAAAUGCAUACAUUACUGUUUUGGCGUGCAAUUUAACAUGCAUGUGCAUGUAAAUAUGCACACAGUAACAGGUAUACACCCAUACUCACAAUUAAAUUGCACACUGAUCUAUAUUCAGUCAAAAUCUGUGAAAGCACACCAAUAUCUACCUGCACAGAUAUUCUCAGUGAGAUCAAUAUUAAUGGGAGUCUAUAUUUCUCAUUCUUUCCCUCAUUUUUUCAUGCCUUAAUUGAGUUAUUAAUAAAUAUUCUUGUGGUGCUGAAUGUCUUCUGUAUGUUUACAAACAUGAAUUGGAGUGAAACUGUUUGCACAUACUGUAUAUGGUAUAGCAAAUUAAUUGCAGGUAAAUACAAGCAUUCAGAUUCAAAGUUUACAGGCUCAGAUGAAACUACCAGGAAACUGCAAAAAAAAUCUAAUUUUGUUUCCAGUUAUCACCAUCUUUCAAAAAUGUGUGCUGUUCAAGCUAAAAAGGCAUGACUUCAUUAUUUUGUAUUAAAUGAACUUUAUGAGCAACAGUCAUGAUUGGCGUAAGAGAGGAUGUGUGAUUUUGCCUGCAUGUGUGCAUGUACUGUAUGCAUGAGUGUGUGCGUGUGCGAUGUAUCAGGAAUAAAUGAGUGUGUGUCUGUAUUCGUGCAAUAAUUAAUAAAAGCAAUGACCCCUAGGAUGUGAACAAAGAGAAUGUGAACACUGAACUGUUGGUUUUCUACUUAAGGUUUAGAUUACUGGGGAAAGAGAGAGGAAAGGGGACUUUAUCUUUGUGAUAUAAAACAAGAACACUUGGAGCAAUUGUAACUACAGAGGCCACUGUAAUCUUACUGAAAUUGUAUCAGCUCAGUUUUGAAGAAAAAAUCAAAGGGGCACAUUUUUCUGAAAACUUAAUUUAAACUGUCAUCUGUUGUCACUGCAGAAAAAACUAGCAUCUUUUACAAGAGAAAUCCCAUUAUGGGGCCUAAAAACUUCCGACAUGGGACAUUUCCUCGUGUUAGCUGUUUCCGUGGACUCACUGCUUUUUGAACAACACUUUGAAUGACUGCAGAGGCAGAAAAACCUCUCUGGACUGAGUCCUGGACAUUUUCUCCUCAGGGUUUCAUGUCUCAUUUUCCAACGGGCUGGACAUAAAAUAAGAAACCCGCCCUCAAUCAGCCGUUGUAUAAAGGGUGUUACACAGUGUAAAGAUUUAUGUAAGUUAGUAGAUAGAGAACACUUUCAACUUUUUAUUGGCUCUUGGAGAGCGUCUUUGGGAUUUGGGCUAUCUCCUUCAUUCUCACCUCUUUUACACAAUUUGUGAGCCAGACAGAAGACAAUAAUUCUUGUGUAUUCAUGUACAUUUUUCAGGGAUGUAAAUAUUGAAGUGUCUGUUUUGGGUUUUAGUCAAAGAAAAUUGUUUUUCAUUUGGUCACAAUCAUCUGCCGGACAGAAAAUCAGCCAUUGUGAUAAACUCUGAGUGAGUUGGAAAGCUAAUGUAAAGAGAAGAUACAUGUAACUGUAUUUGUGUUAAUACUGUAUGUGUGUACACUGUACUGUACAUUUAUGACCAGGUGUAUAGAGAAAUAUUAGUA